Messenger RNA from Hippocampus comes (tiger tail seahorse), 1355 nucleotides. RefSeq names its product basic leucine zipper ATF-like transcription factor 2 (gene batf2). The record is from RefSeq and is a predicted model, not a curated record. Gene Ontology annotation, cellular component: nucleus. The transcript is spliced from 3 exons. Gene Ontology annotation, molecular function: RNA polymerase II cis-regulatory region sequence-specific DNA binding; DNA-binding transcription factor activity, RNA polymerase II-specific. NCBI's taxonomy places the organism in Eukaryota, Metazoa, Chordata, Actinopteri, Syngnathiformes, Syngnathidae. Gene Ontology annotation, biological process: regulation of transcription by RNA polymerase II. The coding region runs from base 215 to 1006 and encodes 263 amino acids.
GGGAUGUGGGUCAAUUCUUAAGCUCUGCGGACUUUAAAAUAAACAGAAAGUGAAAGCAGAUGUCUGCUCUGCGUCACCCAGCCCGCGACCCCUAAGUGGAUGCAGUUCAAGUUUGGAUCGUGAAAGAAAAAAAACGAAAGUCUGGUUUUGCGGUCCUGAGGUCUAUCCUGAUGGUGCCUGCACCAGGACGUCAGUGCGCUCCGCUGGCGGUGAGAUGUCCCCCCUCUUCAUGGACACAAGAGAAGAGACUACAUCGGGCUCUGAGAGAGAAGCGGCGGGGGACCGGAGAGGCACCAUGAGACGAAUUAAGAACCGAAAUGCCGCCCGGAAGAGCCGCAAAAAACAAACAGAGAAGGCGGACGAACUCCACAAGGAGUUUGUGAGGCUGGAGGCUUCUAACUCGGCCCUGGAAAAGGAGAUUGCAGCGUUAAAAAAAGAGGUUCAGCACUACACCGCCGUCCUGCAGCGCCACCGGCCUUUUUGUGUCCUCCGAGAUUCCGUGGAGGUGGAUGCCCUCGAACCUUCCGUAUUUACCACCUCCAACCCGGAGAUUGGCAAAAACCCUCAUCUGUGCCCCUCGUCCGAUUUAAUCCCUUCCUGCCUUUUGUCACUCGCUCCUCAUUCGUUGUUUGGUGGCGACGCCAACACGGAAUUCUGCCAUUUGCCCUCGCCCUCUUUCACCACACGCCAAGACGACCUCUCAAUCGCAUCCGGAAUUUUUCAAGUUGAAGAUGCGAAAACGGCACCGCCCGAUCCACAUGCAUUUCACACCCAAUACGAGAGCCCUUCAGUAUUGGGUCAGACUGACACAAAAUGGGCCUUAAACUCAAGUCAGGAGAUGACGCCAGUGACAUCCCUGCUUCCCAUUUCGCCGAACACCUCAGAUGGAUUCUUCCCUUCAAACACACCUUCGUUGGAGCCGUACACGGGAGAGCUGUCGCUUUCGGAGUUACUGGAGAAAAACGACUGGAUUCUGAGUGUGGACGACAACCCCACCACUCUUUAAGGGCGCCCAAAAAACGUGGUGGCGGGUGACUCCAUUCGGUGCCCUUCUUUUGACUGCAGUGUCCGACUUGAUGGAAAUGACAGCAUGAUGACACGUGACCUUGUGGUCUCUUUGCUUUCACUUGUGUUAAUUUACUUCCUGUUUUACCAAGGGAGGAAGACGCAUGCUGCAUUCAUUUGUGUAUUUAUUUAUUGAACCUGAGUGAGUAACAUUCAUUGUCAUCUGAUUCAUGUUUGGUGCUAUGUUUCAUUUUCAGUCAAUGGCAGUGCUUGUAUGAUACUUUACAAAGCAGCUAACGUUGUAGCCGAACCAAUGACAAAUAAUAAAAAUGGCUUGUUUAGAAAGCAUA